UUGGCAGCACUGUAUGACCGGCAUAAAUUUUGUUUUUCGCAGUAAUUUUACAAAUAAUAACAAUUUAAACUUUGGACCACCUGAAAUAAGUACUGAGUUUGAGGAGAAUUUUAGGUUUGGCAUAAAAUUCAAGCAGCUGGCUUCAUUGAAAGCGUCUCCACCGAGAUUGAAUCAUGGAAAAGCGGGUCACUGUGCUGCUCCCCAAUGGUCGGCGUCAGAAUGUCAACGUUAAGCCCGACAUGACAUUGCUAGAGGUGCUGGAGACGGCGAGCGCAAAGCAUGGCUUCGACAGCGACGAGCAUUGCCUGAAAUUCCACAACAAAGAUGUUAGUCUCGCCCAGCAGUUUCGCUUUAGCGGGCUGCCCAAUAACUGUGUGCUGGAAAUGGAGCCAACGGAGAAACGGCGAACAGUGACCAAUGUUGUUGUAUGCAUUCAGUUAAAUGACGGCACCCGCGAGCAAGGCGAAUUUUUGCCUAGCAGCACGGUGUGGCAUGUUGUCCAGGAAUUAUGUAUGACGCAAUUGGAGGCCUUCGAGAGUCCUGUCAUCAUUUACAUGCGUAGCGAGGUGAUUGGUGUGCAGCAGAUGCAGAACACGACGCUUAAAUCAUUGGGCAUACUCGAGGGACGCGCCAUGAUGCGACUGAUCGACAAGAAGCCAGAGGACCUCAAAAGGCAGGCCAAUGUCUACAAGCCGGCCGAGGUGAAGCCCAAAGCAGACAACGAUGACGAUCAGCCCAGCACUUGCCGCUCGGCCAUUGGUGCGGCUGGUAGUGGCGGCGGCGGCGGUUUUGCAUUGACCAGUGACAUGGUUAAGUCAUUAAAGCGUACUGCACCCGAGGAGAGCUCUACCAAAGACGCAGCUGCUGAUGCCGAAGCGCAGACGCCUAAAGAUGAGCCUGCAAAGCCCAAAUAUGACUGGGGUAGUGGGUCUGGUUACUCAUUACAUCAUCGAAACCAGGAGGAGCAGUUCGAAGAUACGGCUGAUGAGAAUCCUGGUAAGGCACCACCGGUGGUAAAUGUGAUUGGACCGCGAAAUGCUGUACUUUUCUCACUGGACGCUGCUAACAGGAAUAACGAUGACUUGCCCGAUUCCUUUUUCGAUCUGACUGUUAACGAUCUGAAGAUGGUGCUGCGGGAUCUUAAGCGUACCGCCUCGGGCAAUGAGGAUGCACCGCUGCUUACGUCCAACCUGCGCGAACUGGAGCGCCAGAAAGCCAUGCUGGCAAAGCUGAAUCAAUACAAGGACUGCGUGCUACGCAUACAGUUUCCCAAUCGUUAUGUGUUGCAAGGAAUUUUCAAGCCACACGAACCAGUCUCCAGGGUGGAGGACUUUGUGCGUGCAUUCCUUGCAAAUCCAAGCGAACAGUUUCAUCUGUUCACCAUACCACCUAAGAAGGUGUUGCCAUCGAAUGAGACUCUGUUGGAGCUAAAUUGUGUGCCCAAUGCGAUGUUACACUUUACAUUCGUUGAGGAGAAACUGAACGCAGAGUCUAAUCGUUUUUUGCAGGAGAAAUUCAUGGAGCAGCUGACCUCCGAGGAGGGUGCCCUCUUUGCGGUCCAAAAGUAUCGUCUCGCCAAAGCCAGCGUCAGUUCUAGUUAAUAGUUAUGGAAUGUAUGGCUUUAAGCGAACAGUUAAUGUGAUUUUCAUAGAAAUUUCGCUUUAUAUGAAAGCGGCCAACGUU
Molecule: messenger RNA, 1683 nt
Organism: Drosophila innubila
Lineage: Eukaryota; Metazoa; Arthropoda; Insecta; Diptera; Drosophilidae
Product: tether containing UBX domain for GLUT4
Exons: 2
Coding region: 174-1601 (475 amino acids)
Biological process (GO): signal transduction
Molecular function (GO): protein binding
Source: RefSeq, a predicted model, not a curated record